This is a messenger RNA of Amphimedon queenslandica, 674 nucleotides long. Its product is annotated as protein enabled homolog. The record is from RefSeq and is a predicted model, not a curated record. NCBI's taxonomy places the organism in Eukaryota, Metazoa, Porifera, Demospongiae, Haplosclerida, Niphatidae. The transcript has 8 exons. Bases 46 to 627 code for a protein of 193 amino acids.
AUAAACUACGUACGUCAUUAUACGUCACUGUGCCAAUUGUACAAGAUGAGUUACACUGUUCCUCCAAGAAGACAGGCUCCUGCUGUUUAUAGGCGGCAACACAAUGCAACAGAGAGAAGUGGACCUUCUACAGAUGAUCCUCCAUCAUCUGCUUCUCCUGACAGUGCUAGACCCCAACAACAGCAACAGCAACCAAUACACAGCAGUAGAGGCUUUCAUAUUAUAUCACCCAAUCCCGAAAAGAAUGCAAAACUUCAACAAAGAGCAAGAGAAGAAGAAGAGGCUUAUAGCUCGUACAAAGAAAAAAAGAGAGCAAGUCAGGCUAGCAGAUUUGCUGUUUCAUCACGAUUGGGUGGAGAACGACUUUCUCCAUAUUCCAUUGAUGAAAUGAGAGAGAGGCAGGAGAGGACAGCAAAAAUGGAGGCAAAAAGAGAACCAAUAAGAAGACAAAUAGAAAGAGAGGAACGUAGAGCUGAACAAAUGAGGAAGGAAUCAGAAAAGAUAGAAGAGCACAAAAUGAGGCAAAGAGAAAAGAGUGAAAGACUUGAGAGACAAAGAGCACUGACAGAACCAGCAAGACAAGAAGAGAUAAGGAGGAAAAGAUUAGAAUAUCUCGAAAAGAAGUGAUACAGUUUUUCGAAAUAAAGCUGCAUUAAUUUUAGUAACUAUAUAUA